Molecule: messenger RNA, 1092 nt
Organism: Salarias fasciatus (jewelled blenny)
Lineage: Eukaryota; Metazoa; Chordata; Actinopteri; Blenniiformes; Blenniidae
Gene: dnajc9
Product: DnaJ (Hsp40) homolog, subfamily C, member 9
Exons: 5
Coding region: 173-931 (252 amino acids)
Cellular component (GO): nucleus; cytoplasm
Molecular function (GO): heat shock protein binding
Source: RefSeq, a predicted model, not a curated record
GAUGUUUGUGACGGGCCAGCGCGCCAAAUAGUUCCUGUCGACAAAAGCUUCGCGGGAAUAACACUUUGCUUUCAUUAACAGACUGAUUGACACAGGCCUAAGCUGUACGCGUCGUGUGGACGCUGAAGAGGAACCAUUGCACCGCUUAUUUACGUGUUUCGCUGCUGUCAGGAUGGGUUUGCUCGACCAGUGCCAGGAGCUCUUCAAAUGCUCGGACCUGUACGGAGUUCUGGGGAUCAGCAAGGAGGCGACCGAGGCGGAGAUCCGGAGGAGCUACUACAAAGUGUCCCUGAAGGUCCACCCAGACCGGGCUCCCGACGAUCCUCUGGCUACAGAGAAAUUCCAGGUGUUGGGAAAGGUGUAUGUUGUGCUCAGCGAUAAGGAUCAGAGGGCGGUCUAUGAUGAGCAGGGGAUCGUGGACGAGGAGUCUGACGCCCUGAGUCAGGACCGAUGCUGGGACGACUACUGGAGGCUUCUCUUUCCAAAGAUCACAGUGCAGGACAUCCUCGAGUUUGAGAAGAAAUACAAGGGCUCGGAUGAAGAGCGGCAGGAUGUGAUCCAGCUUUACGUGCAGCACAAGGGAGACAUGGACGCCAUCAUGACCUCUGUUAUGUGCGCCACCCAAGAAGAAGAGCCCAGGCUGUGCAGCAUCAUUCAGGAAACCAUAGACAGCGGAGAAGUCACGGCCUUCCCGGCUUUCACUCAAGAGAGCCAGAGCAAAAAGAGGACCCGUCGGAAGAGGGCUGACAGGGAGCGACAGGAAGCGGAGGAAAUGCAGAAAGAGCUCGGCCUGGGUGAUGAUAAAGACAGUCUGGUGAUGAUGCUUCAGAAAAAACAGAAAUCAAGAGAGCAAAACUUCAACAGUUUCCUGUCAGACUUGGAGGCAAAGUACACCAAGAAAAGUACGAAAGGACGUAAAGGGAAAAAGUGAAAAGAUGAAAUAUCAUGUGGAUAUGGAAGUGUGUGUUCAACUCUGUUUUCAUCCUUCUAGACUUGUUCAGUUUUAAUGUGGCACUUGAAGAUCUGUAACCAGUUCUUGUCUUUUGUUGCCAAAAUGUUCUUGAGAUACAAAUAAAGUCGUAUUUAUCGAGU